AUGAAGGUGCCGACAGUUACUGGAAGGAAAAUCAAGGACGCACAUCCAACGCCAACGAAGGAUAUCGGUGCGCAUGAUGACGACUCAAAUGUGCACAAUCAGGACAUCAAUCUGCAGCACAACGAGGACGAUCAUUAUGACGACUCUAUGCACCACGACCGUAACAACAACGAUGACCAUGACGACGACUCAAAUGACAUUAUUAUGCAGCACAACGAGGACGAUCAUUAUGACAGCUGUAUGGACCACGACCGUGACGACGAACAUGAGCAUGACGACGACGCAAAUGUUCAGAACCAGGACAUCAUUGGGCAACACAGACUGGACGACUCAAAUGUUCACAAUUAG
This is a messenger RNA of Armigeres subalbatus, 348 nucleotides long. RefSeq lists its product as uncharacterized. NCBI's taxonomy places the organism in Eukaryota, Metazoa, Arthropoda, Insecta, Diptera, Culicidae. The record is from RefSeq and is a predicted model, not a curated record. Bases 1 to 348 code for a protein of 115 amino acids. The transcript is spliced from 3 exons.